Molecule: messenger RNA, 3788 nt
Organism: Neurospora hispaniola
Lineage: Eukaryota; Fungi; Ascomycota; Sordariomycetes; Sordariales; Sordariaceae
Exons: 2
Coding region: 90-3608 (1172 amino acids)
Source: RefSeq, a predicted model, not a curated record
CUCCAUUCCAGAACUUCUUUCUCCAUUGUAUUCUCCAUCGUUCUUUCUUUCUCUUCUGGGGACUUUGGUGUCCUAACGCGCCGUCGGCAAUGUCCAUCUAUCAUGAUUCAGAGCUCAUUGAGCAAGUGGUGACAUCCACGCCACUUCUGGACACGCAGGACUUCUACGUCGUCAAGGAUGAAAAGCAGAACCCCAUGGUGUUUUCCAUUGGCACCAAGGGUGUGCUGUACCUCAUCAAACAGGACGAAUGGGGGCGAAACCAGCUGAUCAACCUCAGCGAAAAGCUGAGUAUCCCCAUGGAGCAUCAGACCACAGCGCUUGGAGUAUAUCAGGACACCGACCUGACUUUGAACCUCGUCUUUGCCCACGGAGAGUCAAAGGGCCUGUCUCAGUUGGUCGUUUUGCGCAGACUGAAGCCCGAUGCUUUUCAAAAGGACAUAGACAAGCUCCUGGACCACGCUGUCCAGGGGCAGGACAACACCAUCCAAGGCCAGAUAUAUGGUCUUCUGAUUGGCCGAGGCUCAGAUGACGACCAUCCCCUUGCGGUAGCAAGGUUCAGAAAGGUUGAUUCUCCCGAAAACGAUAUAUGCCGCCUUGACAUCGACUACAAGGCUUCUUCCUGGUCUGUAAAGACUGAUCUUCAGAUGCCUUGCAACCCAAGAGAGAUCAUCAGCCUCUGCCCUGGUACAUUGCCUGGGGGUGGCGGGACCUUUGGAGUCUUCGUCCUGUUUAGGAUCAGCGAGGUUCUUCGACUCAGCUUUACCGGACUGGGCGGUCAGGGAGGUUACUACUCCCAUAUCAACUAUCACCUGCCAGUUCCCCCAGGUGCCUCUGAUCUUGCCACCGUCAGGACAUCGACGGGCCGGACCGAUCUUCUCGUUUCCGCGGAAAAUGGAAUCCACCGUAUUUCAGCCAGAGACUCUGUAAAAGGUUCAACGAAGUUGCCUGACACCAGUCUAGUUGCCUCAGCAGAUUGCCUCCGUGAACUGAAACAAAUUCAUGCUGCACAGUCUGGCUCGUUCGUCUCCGUCUUCACUCGCAACAAUGACGGCGUCAUUGCGUACACUCAGUUCAUGAUUAGACCUUCCUCAGAAAGCCCCGCGGUUGACGUCUUUGAGAGACACAGCGAUGCCAAUCAGGUCCUUGACGGAGGUGUACGCUUUGCUGCCUCGGUCAACGAAACCACUCAGUCCCAGCAAAUGUUCAUUCUCGGCGACGAAAACCAUCCAAAAAUGCGGGUUCUGUACCAGUCGGGUGACUCCAGUCUUUGGAAAACGGGUGACUUUUGCGUCCCAGCGAUCAAGACACAUCGAGAAGUGUUCACCUACACGACUCACAUCAAGAUCUAUCCUGGUGCUGGGGUCCGACCUCCAGCUGAUGGGCUGGGAGUUGACCUCAGUGCAUCCAGUACAUGUCUCGCAACUGUGAACGGCCGGACAAUGGAGCUUAGCCGACUGCCAGUCAAAGUCAAGGCCGAUGUGAUGGGAACCCUCACGGUGAUCCAAGAGAUUGAUGACCUGAAUGUGCCGAGCUUGCGAGUUUCGGGCGUUCCAGGAUGCGAGACGACCUACAUCGAUCCCUCUCGAAAGGUUCUGGACUUCUUUAGCAAGAUCAAGUCCGGCGAUGAUUUGCAGAAUGCCCACCUUCCAAAUGGCGAAAAGCUCUUGAACGGAGGAUCGAAGAACGUCAACAUUGAGGGAGCUGCCGCGGCCAUCAAGUCAUUAUCUUCAAAGGGUGCCAGCAUGAAACUGGAAGCGCAGUUUACAGGUACCGAGAAAGCCCAACCUGCCUCUUUAGAACAGCCUUCAGAGCAACCCAAAGUUGGAGAGGAGUCCUAUAUCAGCGGAGAGAAUCCCACUACGGGCAGUUGGGCAGUGUUUGACUGGCUCACCCGAUCUCUCGAGUCUGUGGGGGACAUCUUCGUAGACGGGUGGCAUCUUGUUGUCAAGGUUGGAAAGAAGGUUUGGAAAUUCCUUGUCGAAACAUACGAACAUGUGAUGAAAGGCCUAAGGAAGGCCCUUGAGUGGCUUGGCGAGGGUCUGAAGAAGAUAUGGAACGGAUUGAAGUUUCUCUUCGCCUGGGACGACAUCAAGGAAACCCAUAAUAUCUUCCGCGACUAUUUUGAAGGGUUCAUCGAUACUGCUGCCAAGGCGAUCAUUCUCUUUGGUGACAAGGCGGUGUCGUAUCUUGAUGAACUAGAGGAGAGUCUCAGCAAGAAUUGCAACACGACCCAGCUGCCUUCCAAAGUCGACGGUCCUGUCGAUCCAGACGGCAAUGGCCAACAAGGGAAGGAACCAAGCCAGAUGGAUAAAGCUUUCCACUCACCAGGGGGGAACUAUGCGAACCAUCAUGCCCAGCACAACCCUGAGGUCCGUCAAGCAAUGGAAUCUGCAGAAAAGAAGAUGGAGGAUGACGACCUGACCAAGAUCCUGGCAGCCCUCAAGGAUAUCGUCAAGGAGUUUGCGGAGGGCGCGGGGGAUAUCGGGUCUGCUCUAGUCUCACUCCUCGACCCGUCUCGCAAAGCAACUGCAUCCGAGAUCUUUUCGAAGCUUGGCAGUAAGCUCCUCACGAGGCUGAUUGCGAUUGCGCGCGAUUUGAUCACGCUUUUCACUCGGGUGGGAGCCAAGCUCAUCCUCAUGGUGAAGAGUGCCGCCACGGCAACCAUCGAGAUCCCUGUCAUUUCCUGGUUGUGGUCGAAGAUAUCCGACCGACCUCUGUCCUUCCUUGAUGCCAUCACCAUGUUGUUAGCUAUCCCUGGUACGAUUGCAUUCAAGCUAUACCACGGUGUGAGCCCCAAGCAGCAUCCAAGCUACAAGGAGAUCCAGGCUGCCAAAACCGAGCUGGAUGCCGAGCUCGUUGGGCAUGAGCUCAUGGCCGCUCCCCAGCUAUUCACGGUCAUGCCCACCGCUUCCGACACGAGCUAUAAUGGUGUCGCCUCAAGGGGGGCAACAGAAAACCCUGAAAAGGACCAAGGCGGCUUCGUCAAGAACAUGAUGAAGAAUAGUCUGCUCCAGAAGAUUGCGAAAUGGUUGAAGGCGCAUUCUUACAUUGUCGGUAUCAUCUGGUUUGGGUACAACUGCUACUCCAUGUACAGCGAGGCGCGGGAGUGGGUGAUGCCCAUGAAAAGUGCCUACCCGGAUUUUGGUGCCCUGAAAGAAUGGGACAAGGGCGGCGCAACAAUGUUUCUAGUGGGAAUUGCGUUGUCUUUCCCAAUCCCAGAUCCCGAUGAUCCGGCGCCCAGUUGGGGCCUCAAACUGACUGGCUGGGUGGUGUCCGUCUUUGCUGGCAUCAAGCAUUGCAGCCUUCGCAUCUUCAAGGGAAUGGUGACCAUGUUCUUCUCCGCCCUACAAUGCGUCAUCUAUGUCGGAUGUGUGACUUGGGAUCAUGUGGCCGGCUAUAGCAAGGCUGAUCCCUUUUUGAAGAUUGGCAAUACGUGUCUGACCAAGGGGCAUGACUUUUUGUCGGGCUUGGCAACGGUCCAAGUCGGGAAGAAUCCUUAUGUUAUGGGCGGAGCAUUGAUCUGUGGAGCGACCUCGACCGUGGCCGGGUCAAUCAUCUAUUCGCAACUCGCUGAAACCACGAUAGGCGACUUUGUCUUUCAAUCUUAGAGGACGGGCUGGUUACGGAAUCGGGCAUAACACAGACAGGGAGAAGUAUGAGGUCGCCGUGGACUCGGUAAGGGCGAGCUGAGCAGGGUGGUCAGCGAAAGGGGGGAAAACUGGAUCAUGAAGAGCGAGGUUAGCUGGACUGUGUGUAUCGUAUCCCCGCUGACAGAAUAUUGAGACGGA